Messenger RNA from Daphnia magna, 1840 nucleotides. RefSeq lists its product as uncharacterized. The transcript has 7 exons. The record is from RefSeq and is a predicted model, not a curated record. NCBI's taxonomy places the organism in Eukaryota, Metazoa, Arthropoda, Branchiopoda, Diplostraca, Daphniidae. Bases 1 to 1761 code for a protein of 586 amino acids.
AUGAAUUUGAUGUUGACUUGCACGACAAACCAUCACUUCCUUUUCGUAAGAGGUUUGUGCUCACCAAAAGAAUGUGAUAAAGGGAAUGUGCCAAAUUCUGACGACGAUCGACCAAGCGAUGACGAUGAAGAACAUGGACAGAGUCUAACUAAAUAUUUAAAGAGGAAUAAGAGAAUGCCUUUAUCAGCUGAUACAAGUAGUGAUGUAAUUAUCACAAAAAAAUUUUUUUGUGUAUUUUUCAUAUUAUUGGUUAACUUAUGGGUAAUUCUAUUAUUUUCGUCAGGAGGAUUCUAUGCAUCUACACAAAAGGAACCAGGCCUGCCAAGUCCGGUUAAAGUAAAUACACCUUUGCAAUCAGAAGACGAGAGCAAUAGUGGUACAUUAAACCAAUCUGCUAAUGGUGAAAGCCAAAGUUAUCAAGAUGCUGGUCGUAAUCGCCCGAAAAACAGUUAUUUCAAUCAAGCACCAAUAGUCAACCAUGUUAGUCGGCGUGUUUCUGUUGAAAAACCCAGCAGCGAUGGUAACCGUUCGCACGGACAAAUUGAUUCUGCUCUUCUUGGCAGCAACUCAUUUUGGCGGGCUCCUGUUGAACAUUCUCCUGCAAUUGGGAGACGUGUACGAGAAAACUCUAUUCCCCUAGGUCAACCCGAUGGUAAACGGCAAAAUGCAGAACCCGUUGCAAGUGGAAGUCGUUAUCGAGAAGAUUCUUGGGAUCAAGUUCUACCUGGCUGCAGCACAAAUAAAUAUACUCCAGCCCCUUCUGCUAACGGAAAUCGUUCUCGUCCGAUUCAUAAAGCAUCUCAUGGCAGACGUUCUACUGAAAAUUCAACCGAUAUCGAAAGGACUGCAAGUAAAGGUCAUCAUCAUCAACCAACACCUGACGCCAAUUGUAAUCGACAAGCUCCGAGUAAACAACCUGCUGCUAGCGGGAAUAGCCACACUCCAAAAGUUAACGUCAACACAGCCUCUCCUCGUUAUCCUGGUGUUCUUGUUACUGCCAAACAACCUACUUCAAGUGUUAAUUAUGCUAAAGAAGUUAGAAGAAAGGAAGCUCCACCAGUCGGCGAACCUCUUCGACGUCCUUCUGUUUCACAACUUAUUCCUAAUGGUAAUCGACGUGCUGCAGUUGAUCCCGCCACUACUCCUGUACGACGUGUCUCCACAGGAUUAAAUAAUCAUCCCUCCUCUGGUGUAAACGAUUGUCGCCGUGAGGUACCUGCUGACGCUGUACUGCGGGCUGUUUACCAAAUGAAUGUGAACAACAUUCAACGUCAAGUUUCUCAAAUUGCUGGCCGGAUUGAUGCGUAUCGCCCUGAAGCAAGAGAAAAUUUGGAUCCUUUGAAUGAGUUGCCCCUUAGCACAUUAGAAGAUUUAGUGGCAUUCCAAAAUGCGCUCACUGUCGACGAAAGGAAGCGUGAAGCGUUGGCUCGUUUCGUGAAAAACAUUGGUGGAGCAACGGAGUCUGAGAGUGUCAAAAGAGCAUGGAAAGAAGUGGUUUCCGUUAAUGUUCGGGCGCUAUGCAACUGGUACGGGGUGAACAGAGGAACAAUACAAAAACAUAAACUGAAAAAAUCCCCAAUUGUGUUAGCUGUAUGGGAUGGGCUUCGCAGAAACACGGCUUGCUGCCACUCCACCGAUUCGGCAUUGCAAUGUGAAACAAUAAAGGCAUUUUCAAGAUCAGCUGAAGAAACCAGGAGAAACGCAGCGCGAGCAGCCGCUCUUACUGAAAGGAAAAACGCAGAAAACAUAGAAGAUAACUAGUAUCUAUUUUUACCCUGUCAUCAUAACAAUUAAUUGAUUUAUCCGUUUGAUCGCUCCAAUACAAUUAUUGGAAAAACAA